UAUGGCUUCUACGAUAUUUCAGCGCGAGACACACUCAGCACGAAAACGUCGGUGUUUAGAGUGAAUUACCCCGUCUUCUGUUUUUGGCUCAUAUACUAGGGAAAUACUCGGGAAGGAUUCUACGUUCAGCAAUUAUUUGCUCCAGUGGGCAUUUUGGAGAGAAAUGUGCUUACAUUUUUUGUAAAUGUCAGCUUUCGACAACAGCUGUACAUGCAUGUAGUGUGAAAUUGUUUUGGUUUUGUAUUAUGUUUGCGUUGUUUUCUGGGCUAUGGAAAUACCUUUUCCAGAAAGACGAAUAUUGUAUUCUAAUUCUUGGCUUGGACAAUGCUGGGAAGUCGACUCUCCUUGAACAGAUAAAACGAAUGUAUGGCAAAAACUACAGUGGUCUACCAUUUGAGAAGAUCACAACGACUGUUGGACUCAAUAUUGGAAAAAUAAACAUAAAUCAUGUGAAGUUGAUAUUUUGGGAUCUUGGAGGUCAGCAAGAGCUACAAUCCUUAUGGGAUAAGUAUUAUGAAGAAUGCCAUGGUGUUAUCUUUGUUAUUGAUUCCACUGAUGAGACGAGAAUGGAGGAAUCUCAUCAGGCUUUUAACAAGGUGGUUCAAGAUCCUCAAUUACAAGGAAUUCCUUUGCUAAUUCUUGUGAACAAACAAGAUCUGGAGGGUUGUCAGGGAGCAGAAGCAAUAAAAAAUUUCUUCCAGGAUGACUCUCCCAGCACUGGACAUCUCGAUUAUUUUAUUCAGCCAACAUCUGCUUUAAGUGGAGAUGGGUUAGGCACUGGAAUUGAAUGGCUUGUACAAUCAGUAAAACGAAAUCUGGAACGACCACCUCGACAGAAAGACAUCACAUAACGUAAAUCUUCACUCUCAGGAGUGAUCAUAAAGGAAUUUCUCAUUUCAGUGACUCUAAAUUUCCAAGCAGAAGGGUGAUGAGAAGAGAGAAAAAUAUCAACAGGGAAUACUGUUUGACUUUAUGAACACUAAAUUCUCCGAUCUCAAAUGAUAUUAACAAAAAGAAACGGUUGACAGUGCAGAGAAUUGAAAUUUAGAUCUUCAGAGUGAAGAGGCCGAAUGAGCUUUAACAAAAGCCAUGAAGUUUUGUUUUUUAUUUUUGUUUUUAUUUCUUUUUCUUGAAUGUAAAUGAAAGGUUCAAUCUCAUAUUCACAAAACUAAUAAUUAUGAAAAUAAUAGUUGUAAUUAUAAUAAUAAUAAUAAUAAUAAUAAUAAUAAUAAUAAUAAUAACAACAAUAAUGGGAAUUUACCAUGUAGCAGUGGAUAUUCCAUGAGGUGGCUCUUCUUUUUCACUGUUUCCAGAAAAGAUAUAUUUCUUGAAAGAAAGGGUAUUCUGUAUAUUAUAUCAAAUAUAUUUCAGAUUUACUGAUGAGGUAUGUAAUGUGAAUACUGUAUAUUAACGAAUCAGAGUUAUUCAGAUCUGAAAAAAAUGAAAAUGUUUUGCAUUCAAUUUUUACCAAGAGCAACAAUGGUAGCAAGGAUCAAAGGAAAACCUACAUGGACUACAAAGCUUGGGAAAGAGGUCGUAGGAAAUUUCACGCCACACUACGAGAAAAUGUAACGAAAAUGUUUGUACAGUAUUUAUAGUUGUUUGCUGCCUAUUUAGUCAAUGUGCUUAACAUUGACAUUAAGUUGAAAUGCAUUGAAGUAAAAGACUCUUACUUCGCUGUCAA
Messenger RNA from Stylophora pistillata, 1684 nucleotides. RefSeq names its product ADP-ribosylation factor-related protein 1. Gene Ontology annotation, molecular function: GTP binding; GTPase activity. Gene Ontology annotation, biological process: Golgi to plasma membrane protein transport; protein localization to Golgi apparatus; intracellular protein transport. Gene Ontology annotation, cellular component: Golgi apparatus. The record is from RefSeq and is a predicted model, not a curated record. NCBI's taxonomy places the organism in Eukaryota, Metazoa, Cnidaria, Anthozoa, Scleractinia, Pocilloporidae.